AGUAGUAGCUUGCGGUUUUUAUUAUCACUGCAGGUGCUGCGGCUGGUCAUGAUUUUGGGAAAGCAAAGACAACAGCAUGGUUUAAGGACUGCAGGGGGACUUUUGGUACUUUUGUGGACUGAAACAGGAGCUUCUGUCAAAAGUCUAAACUGCACUGUUGCUGCUGCUGGUCCCUGGUGCACAGGGAUUCAAAUGAAAGCACUCCAGCCUGUCCUUACAGAUUUGAAGGAGGGCUUGUUUCCCUGUUCCUGGCCGUGUCCUCUGCCUGACCCCGAGGAGCUGGGGGCCUUCACUGACCUAUAUGGUUCCCUCAGAUUGCUCCUGUCUUUCCAGAUUAAAGAUGUGAGACUUUUCAGUCCAGACUGGUGUGCUCGUAUGGAAGCGUUCCUACACACGUUCAGUUUGGCUAAUGCAAUGGUCAAAAUCCACCUCAGAUUCAAAUUCAGUCAGCAGACCUUCCAGCGAGACUUUAGAGCAGCGAUGAAGAGCAGAGUUGCAUGGGCAAACCAGCCGUCACUGACCUUGGAUGUCACCUCUAGUACAAAGCCUCCAGACUGCGUGAAGAAAGGAUGCUGGUGUAUGGGAGGACACCCUGUCGUUGGAGGCAGGCUGCCUCUCAGUAUCCCACCCGAGGCCAUGGACCAGGGCCUGUUUGGGGAGCUCAGCAUCCAGCCUGUCACACUCCUGAGCCCCUGUGUGCUGCAGUACCCCAAUCUGACAACACAACUCACUCACAUACAAGUGUUGGUAUGCGGCCCCAGUAAUGUUCCUUUCACCAGCUCCUCCAUCUUCUUCCAGAACCUUGCUGCUCAUCUGGACUGUAAGGAACUGGGCCUGCACGCUCUCCGCUGCUGCUCCUCCAAAGAUCUUGUACACAGCGGGAGCACUGUGUACACAGUAGAGCAAGAAAACAGAGAGGAUCCAGGGCAAGAAUCAAGUGUUCGCCCAACACAGCAGAGACUCCUGCUUUUCCUCUUCCUGCAGCACAGUGACCCUUUCACCCAACAGCUCUCUGAUAUGAUGGCCACAGAAGCGCUGAUAGAGCGACAUCUGGAGGAUAUUCUGAGCAACAACAAGCAGGCGGUCACAGCAGCCCUGCAGACAGAACUGAAGGACACACUGAAAGCCCAAAACCACAGAAAAAAGGAACAAGAGAAGCUGCGUUCAGCUGCUGAGGUGAUUCUCAGUUCGACCAUCAGUAUUGUGAGCUGUAGCAGCAACAUGGACUUCAGAAACGCCUGUCUGAACACAAUGAAGGUGCGUGACACUCAUGACUUGUCCGCCUCCCUCUGUGAAUCACUGAGGAGGGUGACAUCAUGGAAAUUCACUCCCAGGGGCAGGUGUUAUUCAGCCAAGGUGGAAGAACAUCCUGAGAGUGAUGAUGAUCCCGCAAGAACAGAAAUCUGAGCGUGUCUGUGUUUGUAUGGAAAUAGUUUUGUUCUGGUAGAAAGCUGUGGAAGCAGAAUAUCUUUAUAGUUUAAAGCGGGGCA
This is a messenger RNA of Plectropomus leopardus (leopard coralgrouper), 1490 nucleotides long. RefSeq names its product TOP6B like initiator of meiotic double strand breaks (gene top6bl). NCBI's taxonomy places the organism in Eukaryota, Metazoa, Chordata, Actinopteri, Perciformes, Serranidae. Gene Ontology annotation, biological process: meiotic DNA double-strand break formation. The record is from RefSeq and is a predicted model, not a curated record.